AUGAAACGAUAUAAAAGACUGAAGAAGCGGGCCGGAGAGUUGGGUCUGAUGGACAAAAGAAAGAGGCGGUACGAGCCUUCACUGGUGAUUCCUCAACCAGAUAACGAGGUGGACAAAAGACAGAGGCGGGACGAGCCUCCACUGGUGAUUCCUCAACCAGAUAACGAGGUGGACAAAAGACAGAGGCGGGACGAGCCUCCACUGGUGAUUCCUCAACCAGAUAACGAGGUGGACAAAAGACAGAGGUGGGACGAGCCUCCACUGGUGAUUCCUCAACCAGAUAACGAGGUGGACAAAAGACAGAGGCGGGAUGAGCCUCCACUGAGGCGGGACGAGCCUCCACUGGUGAUUCCUCAACCAGAUAACGAGGUGGACAAAAGACAGAGGCGGGACGAGCCUCCACUGGUGAUUCCUCAACCAGAUAACGAGGUGGACAAAAGACAGAGGCGGGACGAGCCUCCACUGGUGAUUCCUCAACCAGAUAACGAGGUGGACAAAAGACAGAGGCGGGACGAGCCUCCACUGGUGAUUUCUCAACCAGAUAACGAGGUGGACAAAAGACAGAGGCGGGACGAGUCUCCACUGGUGAUUCCCCAGCCAGAUAACGUGGUGGACAAAAGACAGAGGCGGGACGAGCCUCCACUGGUGAUUCCCCCGCAGAAUGACGUUGGUGGCGACUCUGUGCAAAAAGAAACUGACGAUUGUACAAUCCCAAUAGAAAGCAGUUCUCCAGCACCCACGUUUGAGUGUUCAGAGUCCCAGACUGUUUCAGGGCGAUGGAGUUCAUUUGUCUGCAGAGGGAAAUAUGUUAUUUCUGCGUAG
Molecule: messenger RNA, 822 nt
Organism: Mercenaria mercenaria
Lineage: Eukaryota; Metazoa; Mollusca; Bivalvia; Venerida; Veneridae
Product: protein TsetseEP-like
Exons: 3
Coding region: 1-822 (273 amino acids)
Source: RefSeq, a predicted model, not a curated record